Messenger RNA from Lolium rigidum, 1039 nucleotides. RefSeq names its product dehydration-responsive element-binding protein 1H-like. Gene Ontology annotation, biological process: regulation of DNA-templated transcription. Gene Ontology annotation, molecular function: DNA-binding transcription factor activity; DNA binding. The coding region runs from base 1 to 987 and encodes 328 amino acids. The transcript has 3 exons. The record is from RefSeq and is a predicted model, not a curated record. Lineage: Eukaryota; Viridiplantae; Streptophyta; Magnoliopsida; Poales; Poaceae.
AUGCAGAGAGCCGCCGUAAUGCUGUCUGAUGGAUACACCGUUCCCGAUCAGUCGAUUAUGACAAAGAGCUCCAAGAGGGUGGAGGUAAUGGCGCUGCAGAUCAAGGCAAGGAUAUCACCCAUCAAGUCGAACCAGAGGUCUGAAGAGGGCCAGAACAAAUACACAAAUAGUUCACGUGAUUACGGCACUGCCAGGGCAGCUCAUCUGCUCAAGAAGGAAGCCACCAGCCCAUCACCAAGCAGUCUGCCGGAAGCCACGGACAAGAGCUCCUCACCCUCCUCCUCAUCGAUGUCGUCCUCCCCUGAGCGCAACACGACAAGGUGGGCGGCGCCGGCGAAGCGGCCCGCGGGGCGCACCAAGUUCAGGGAGACGCGGCACCCGGUGUACCGCGGCGUGCGGCGCCGGGGCAGCAACGGCCGGUGGGUCUGCGAGGUGCGCGUCCCCGGCAAACGCGGCGCGCGGCUCUGGUUCGGGACGUACGUCACCGCCGAAGCCGCCGCGCGCGCGAAUCACGCCGCCAUGCUCGCCCUCGGCGGCCGCUCCGCCACCGCGUGCCUCAACUUCGCCGACUCUGCCUGGCUGCUCUCCGUGCCGUCCGCGCUCUCCGAUCUCCGCGACGUUCGCCGCGCCGCCGUCGAGGCCGUCGCAGACUUCCAGCGCCGGCAGGCCGUCAGCGCCCCCCACGGCACAGCCGCUGCGGAGGAGCCCUCGUGUAGCGAUUCUUCAGCCUCGUCGUCGGCUGACAGUACCGGUUCAUGGGAGACGUCGGGAUCGUACGCCGAUGCAGUCGUCGAGGUGCCGGUAACAAUGGACAGCGAUAUGUUCAGGUUUGACGUGUUCGCGGAAAUGGACUUGGGCACGUACUACAUGAGCCUCGCGGAGGCCCUGCUCAUGGACCCGCCGCCGCCGGCCACCACCACCGGCGCGUACUGGGACAACGCAGACUGCUUUGACGGCGGAGCUGAUGUGGCUCUGUGGAGCUACUAGCUAGGCAGGCAGCUGCUUAGCUCGAUAAUCCCCAGCACCAACUGAUUCUGCU